AUGAAAAUUAAAUUAAUUUUAGUUUUAAUUGUUUUUUUAACAAUAGUAAAUGUUAACAAUAGUAUUGAUUUAUGUUUAUCAAAUCCAAAGAAAGCAUUAGUUAAUCAAGCAUGCAAAUAUUCAACAGAUUGUGAAUAUCCAUUAUUUUGUGGUAGUGGUAAUGGGUAUGGUAAAAAUGCGACAUGUUCUAAAAACAUUGAAACUGGUGGUAGUUGUGAAUCAAAUAAUCAAUGCACACCGUGUAAUGUUUGUUUUAAUGCAAAAUGUAAAGUCAAGCUUUAUCUUGGUGAUGCUUGCGAUGAAAAUAAGAGCUAUUGUUCAAGUUCAGUUUGUAUAAAAGGUAAAUGCUCGAUUCAAGGUGAUGUUUGCACUGCCAAUAAUCAAUGUAAAUUCAAUAACUACUGCAAAUCUGGUAAAUGCGUUCCAUUAGAGAAAGAAGGUUCAUCAUGUGAUAAAGACUCAAGUUGUUCAUUAACCAAUGCUUGUGUCGGUGGUAAAUGUGUCACAAAGUAUCAAAAACCAUUAGGUGCUGUUUGUAACUCGUCAAAUGAAUGUCAAGUAUUCUCUGGCCACGUUUGUGGUGCCAAUGGUAAGUGUUCAGUUUAUAAUCAACUAUUAUCAAAAUGUAAAGAAAACUCUGAUUGUGGUCCCAAUGGUAUGUGUAUGUGCAAGAGUGAAACUGAAAAUGUUUGUGUUGAUUUAUCAGUGGGUGCUCUUAAAAAUGAUAAAUGUCCAUCACUACUCUCCUCUUUCUCCUCUUGUAUGACUCGUGAACGUUGUACUGAGAAUACUCCAACCGGUUGCCCAAAAUGUUAUCCAAUUUUCAUGUGUUAUCAAUAUUCAUGUUUCUAUAUGAACCAAUUCAUUAGAUCAACCCAAAAUUAUUAUAAAUCAUUUUGUUCUUAA
This is a messenger RNA of Dictyostelium discoideum AX4, 906 nucleotides long. RefSeq lists its product as hypothetical. Lineage: Eukaryota; Evosea; Eumycetozoa; Dictyosteliales; Dictyosteliaceae. Bases 1 to 906 code for a protein of 301 amino acids. The record is from RefSeq and is a predicted model, not a curated record. The transcript has a single exon. Gene Ontology annotation, cellular component: extracellular region.